GACUGCAAUAACCGCCAGUUGGCUCCCAACGACUUACGCAGAGACGAUGGCCAUAUUUAACCGCAAGAAGAAGCAAGAAAGUAGCUCUGAAGGCCAGGGAAAUGAGAGAAAGAAGGAGAAGGGUAGCUGGCGACGUCCUGCAAAUACCGCUUUCAAGCAGCAGCGUCUCAAAGCGUGGCAGCCCAUUCUUACCCCCAAAACUGUUCUACCGACACUCUUCAUAAUCGGCAUCAUUUUCGCCCCAAUUGGCGGUCUACUAGUGUGGGGAAGCAGCUUGGUGUCAGAAAUGACCUUUGAUUACACUGACUGUUGGAACCUCGCAAAUUCUUCGUCAACGGACGACUUGCAGUGGCAAAACAUGUCGUCCUAUUCAUACAACCUUCGUUCUGCCGACAGCGGCGCAACUAUCCCUGUUCCGCAGUAUGCAUACUUCUUCAACGAUUCUGCGUCACAAGACCAAAAGCACUCCUGCUUUAUCAAGUUUAAUGUCGUUUCGGACCUCGAUGCCCCAGUCUUCCAGUACUACAAAUUAACUAAUUUCUAUCAGAACAAUCGUCGAUAUGUCCAGAGUCUGGAUACUGCGCAGUUGCAGGGCCAAUAUCGUGAUAAUAGUUCACUCAGUGGCGGUAACUGCAAACCUCUCGCCGUUACCAGCGACGGGAAGGUGAUCUACCCCUGUGGCUUAAUCGCAAACUCCAUGUUCAAUGACACGAUACUCCCACUCCACCCGACAUCUGACCCUUCUGGAGCGUCGGACUACAACUUCACUCAGUCAGGCAUAGCUUGGCCUGGGGAAGCUAAGAAGUACAGCGCUACGUCAGGCUACGUCGGGAAGUUUGACGAAAUCGUACCCCCUCCAAAUUGGGCACUGAUGUACCCCAACAACUACACUGAAGACAACCCGCCUCCCAACCUCCAGGCAGACGAACUCUUUCAGAACUGGAUGCGUACGGCAGGACUACCUACCUUCUCUAAACUUUACGGACGGAAUGAUACAACCACCUUACCUGCUGGCGAAUACCAAGUACAGAUAUAUUACAAUUUCCCAGUGCAAGGUUAUAAGGGAACCAAGUCGCUUGUUAUAUCAACAGUUUCUUGGAUAGGCGGUAAAAACCCAUUCCUUGGAUGGGCAUAUGUGGCGGCAGCUGCAGUCUUCGUAUUACUGGCUAUUGCAGGUACCAUUCGCCAUCUCGUCAAGCCUAGACGACUAGGAGACAUGACCCUUCUUUCGUGGAACAGAUAGAGCAUCACGUCAUGGUGUACUUACGCGUGUAUUAUGCAUCUGACCUACCAAUUAUAUUUGUGUAAUAGCAUUCACAGGCUAUGGCGUGAAUGGUCUUUUCGGAA
Messenger RNA from Pisolithus orientalis, 1347 nucleotides. RefSeq names its product CDC50/LEM3 family. The coding region runs from base 47 to 1243 and encodes 398 amino acids. Gene Ontology annotation, cellular component: endoplasmic reticulum; plasma membrane; Golgi apparatus. The record is from RefSeq and is a predicted model, not a curated record. NCBI's taxonomy places the organism in Eukaryota, Fungi, Basidiomycota, Agaricomycetes, Boletales, Pisolithaceae. The transcript has 6 exons.